AUGGAAUUUACGGUCCCGCCGGCAACACCGGGUUGUCCAUCGACCACCGUGUCUGCCAGACGCGAUCCCACCGCUUGGCACAUUCGCACAGUCACACACGCGGCCCGGUUCCAAGCAGAUCCAUGGCGCCUACGCGGCUGGACUUUACAAGAGGAGAUUUUGGCCCGGCGCCUGGUUGUCUUUGGAGCCGAGGAGAUGCAGUGGCGAUGCAGAACGGCCACUGCCUGCGAGUGUCAUUCCGACGGUUAUGUUUAUAGCCAAUGGCCCGAGCCAUUUUCCGAGGAGGACGAGCAAAUCCCGAGAGAGCAAAGAGAAGAUGAUGUCCUAACUAUAUUCAAGUACUGGCACCAUGAUGUGGUACGCCGGUACGGUGCCCGGCGCCUCACCUACCCCCGGGACAUAUUGCCGUCGCUGUCCGGCAUCGCUCAGCGGGUUGCUCGUGCGACUGGUGGAACAUACGUGGCAGGUAUGUGGCUGGAGACUCUUGUAUAUGAAAUGUGCUGGGAAAAUACCUUUGUCGAAGGCGUGGAAUCGUUUUGCCGCGACUAUACGGCGCCGACGUUCUCGUGGUGUUCUGUGAAUGGACCGCGAGAGAUUGACCGUUGGAUACACUACCAAAAUUUCACUCCCGACGCCGUGGUGGUCGACUUCAAUAUCGAUUUGAGGCAUACCGGUGCCCAGUUUGGCGCCGUAGUCGAUGGAUGCAUAGUCCUUCGUGGCCGACUAGCUCCGGCCUUGAUCGAAUAUAUCGACGGCGAGUACCACAUUGUUCUUGAUAACAACACGCAAGACCAUGAUGGUGCGACUUGCAGGGAAGUACUUGGAUUCUGCCCCGACACGCACAUUCGAGCCGCCCCGGUAGCCACAUCAUCACCAGAAGACCACCAGGACAAAGUAUGGUGCACAGGAGCUCGUGCUGCAGAAGCUCCAAAUGGCGUUGGUACAGCACGAUUAGGUGGUCCCCUCGAGUCUGGUGGAUGUGUGGUGUGGAUGCUACUCUUGGGUACAGUCAUCCGAUACAACGACGAAAAGGAGUUGCAAUGCAUUCUCGUGCUCGGAAAAUCGGUUCGAAGGCCUGGUGCUUAUGAGCGUCUUGGACUUGUCUCCAAUCAAGGCGAUGCCCUGGCGCACCUGAAGCCGAUGAAAAACCGCGGGCGGACAGAAACCAUUACUAUCGUUUAG
Messenger RNA from Diaporthe citri, 1182 nucleotides. RefSeq lists its product as uncharacterized. The transcript has a single exon. The record is from RefSeq and is a predicted model, not a curated record. NCBI's taxonomy places the organism in Eukaryota, Fungi, Ascomycota, Sordariomycetes, Diaporthales, Diaporthaceae. Bases 1 to 1182 code for a protein of 393 amino acids.